Messenger RNA from Diachasmimorpha longicaudata, 822 nucleotides. Its product is annotated as piggyBac transposable element-derived protein 4-like. The transcript has a single exon. NCBI's taxonomy places the organism in Eukaryota, Metazoa, Arthropoda, Insecta, Hymenoptera, Braconidae. Bases 1 to 822 code for a protein of 273 amino acids. The record is from RefSeq and is a predicted model, not a curated record.
AUGGAAGUGGCACAGCCUAUUUUAAAAAAAGGUUACACGUUGUAUAUGGAUAAUUUUUAUUCAUCACCACAUUUAUUUCUGACCUUACUAAAAAAUGAUACGAAUGCUAUUGGAACUGUUCGGAAAAACAGGAAGAAUAUGCCAAAGGUGUUUUCUUCAAUGAAGUUGAAAAAAGGAGAAGUCAAAACUUUAUCCAGUCACGGUUUAUUGGCUUUGAAAUGGAGAGAUAAAAAAGACGUUCACAUACUUAGCACGAAACAUUCAAAUGCUGAUUUGAUAAACACAGGCAAAAGGAGAAAAAAUAAAGUUGGCGAUAGCGAAAAUAUUAUAAAACCGGCAUCUGUGCUUGAGUAUAAUAAAGGUAUGGGAGGCGUUGAUAAACAAGACCAAUUGCUAGCGUGCUUCCCAGUUAUGAGAAAAUGUGUAAAGGGUUAUAAGAAAAUGUUUUUUUAUCUAAUAGAUAUGGCCUUUUAUAAUGCUCAUGUUUUAUAUUCUAAAAUCAACUGCACAACCAAGGCAGGCAUUACUUCCUUUCGUUUAGCUAUUGCCGAAGAAUUGCUGGCGCAAUUGUCAUUGCCAAAUUAUAAACGUCGUGGACGUCCGUCAAGUAGCGAUACGCCAUUUCGUUUGGCAGCGAAAAAUUGGGCGCACUUUCCUGAGAACAUUCCGUCAACUAAGUCCAAGCAACACCCUGGAAAAAGGUGCCGUGUUUGUUAUAAGCAUAAUAUUAGGAAAGAGACUACGUGGCAGUGCAAACAAUGCAAAGUAGCACUGCAUUUACCUACUUCCUUUGAAAAAUAUCACACUCUGCAUAAUUAUUAG